AUGCGGAACCUUUUAUUUGGGAUUCUUUUGUUUCUAUCACCGAUUUUCGCUUUGAAUUGCCCAAACGGGACACAGGAAUUCAAUGGUUACUGCUAUGAGAUGGGGAUCUCUCGUUUAAUCGAUUUUACUUCAGCUGACACUUAUUGUUCUGGAAGAGGAUUAGGCAAUUACAGUCAUCUUGCAUCGAUUAUGAACACUUUCGAGAAUUCCUAUAUUCAACAGAAUUUACCCGCUGGCGCCAAAGCGUGGAUCGGUGGUCAACAAUUUGGAAAUUCAUACUCUUGGAAUGAUGGCCUUCCGUUUUCCUACAACAAUGUGAACACUUCAACAAACGGUGGCUCAUGUCUUUUAUUUGAUAAAGACACCGGGAAAUGGCUGAGAUCCGAUUGCUCAGAGAAGCACUAUUUUGUGUGCAAAUUGGUCGAAACACCUCCAUUCAAAGUCUCAAACAGCACUGGUUUUUAUAAUGCAGCCGCCUACGUUCUUCGCGGCAUUGACCCAACAGCAAAUCCGUGCGAAGAUUUCUUCCAGUUCACCUGCGGUACCUACAUUGCCAAGACUAAAUUGCAUGGAGCUGAUGCAGUGAGCAUUUAUGACGAGGCUCAAACGGAGGUGAACAACGAGAUUGCGACCGCGCUUGAUUCUGUCAAUACCGCGAGUUCACUAACGGAAAGAAUCACGAAGAAUGCUUACGAUGCUUGCGUCUACAACUACAAUCAUCGCAUCGCCGAUCGCUCACAAGUCGUUUAUCAGGAUAUUUUAAAGGGCUUUGGUCUCACCGAGCUCCCAUUAUUCCAAAGUCCAAACACUCCUUUCUCGAUCUCGUCCAAUCAACUUUGGUCUGCUGUUGGGUAUUUUGAGGGCACUCGUGCUGUGGGAACUCUCCUCAACUCGUACUCAUCCGUUGACUACAAGAACAUUACAAAGAACGCUCUUUUCAUGGAUCAACCGGCACUCGAACUCCCGCGAGAUUACUAUGUGAAGCCGCAAUUCUUGACAAUCAUGGAGGAUCACGUUCAAGAAUAUGCUGAACUGAUCGAGCUUUGGGCUUCCGAUUUGAAGAAAACCGUUGACGAUGCCACAAUUCAACAGCUGGCUGCUGAUGUGGUGAACUUUGAAAUCGCGAUCGCCACCGCCUCGUGGCCGGAUGAACAAAUGAGAAAUUACCAAAAAAUCAAUCUCUUCAAGAGUGCCGGUUUGAGCUCGUCGAUUUUGAGCAGCAAUGCGGCCAUUGUUGGCGAGCCAUCAUAUUUUGCGUGGCUUAACUCAGUUUUUACGGGAAACGUCUACAAACAAGCCACAAUUGUCAACUAUAUCACUAUUCAAAUGGUUUAUGACUCUGUCGAUUUCCUAGCUGACAAUUUCGAUGCUCUUGCCGAGAAGAGAAAGUUCGAUGACACCGAUGAUUAUUGUGUGGAUGUGAUUAUGGAUUUUAUGCCAUACGGGCCAGGUUACGUUUAUGUGAAACAAAUUGGGGACGCGAAUCGGAAAGCAGUUGUGGCUGAUGUGAGCUCGCAGACAAAUGGGAUAAUCAGCGCUUUCACGGAUAUGAUCGGCUCUCUUGAUUGGAUGACAACAAACAGUAAGAAAAACGCUUACACAAAAGCCGACGGUUUAAUCAAAAAUGUCGGCUGGCCAGCGAUGUUCAAAGAUUUUGUUGAUACGAGUGAUUUGGAUAAAUAUCAUCAAGAUUAUGCGGCUAUCGCUAAUAUGAAUAAGACCCAAUAUUGGGAUAUUCAAUUGGUGCUGAAGAGUGCGAUUCAAGCGAGAGAAGCGUGGAGAUUGUUGAGUGCGCCGGCUGAUCGAACAAAUUUCUUGGAAUCCCCAGCCGAGGUGAAUGCUUGGUACCAACCCGAGCGAAACUCGAUCACUUUCCCAUAUGCCGCUUUCAAUCCACCAUAUUACAAACUUGAUUACCCACAAGCGUUCAACUAUGGAGGACAGGGUGGAACGGGAGGACACGAAUUGACACAUGGUUAUGAUGAUGAGGGAGUUCAAUUUGGACCCGACGGAUCUCUAUCUGGAUGUGAUAAUUUCCAUUGUGGAUGGAUGGAUAUGAAUUCCACAGCUGGAUUCACUGAUAUGGCACAAUGUGUUGUCACCCAAUACACUACCCAGUGUUGUCCAGUGAAGACCGGGAAUGUCCAUUGCGCGAAUGGAGCCACCACUCAAGGAGAGAAUAUUGCUGAUUUGGGAGGUCAACAAGCCGCCUAUCGUGCCUACCGGAACUAUGUUGCCAAACAGUUGAGUGGAGUUGAAGAGCCUCGAUUGCCCGGAUUGGAAGAGUACACACCGAAUCAAAUCUUUUGGAUCAGUUAUGGUUUCUCGUGGUGUGAAAAAAUCACGCAAGAUGCCCUAGUUCAACAGCUCCUCGUCGAUCCCCAUGCUCCUUCAGUUUGUCGUGUGAACAACGUGAUGCAAGACAUUCCCGAAUUCGGCCGUGACUUCAGUUGUCCAAAAGGAUCGACAAUGUAUCCACAAGACACAAAUCGUUGCAAAGUCUGGGUGGGACAA
Molecule: messenger RNA, 2514 nt
Organism: Mesorhabditis belari
Lineage: Eukaryota; Metazoa; Nematoda; Chromadorea; Rhabditida; Rhabditidae
Source: the annotation of a GenBank genome assembly